Drosophila willistoni is the source of this 1110-nucleotide messenger RNA. RefSeq lists its product as uncharacterized. The record is from RefSeq and is a predicted model, not a curated record. Gene Ontology annotation, cellular component: membrane. The transcript is spliced from 3 exons. Gene Ontology annotation, biological process: sensory perception of taste. Lineage: Eukaryota; Metazoa; Arthropoda; Insecta; Diptera; Drosophilidae. Bases 1 to 1110 code for a protein of 369 amino acids.
AUGAAGUCGUUGAAUUUGUUAAAUCGAUGCACGCGAAUUUUCCUGCGGCUCACCGUGUUGCUGACUCAAAUCUUUGGUGUUACACUUUUCAUCUACGACAAAAAGCAGCGACUGUUCCGACAAUCAGGGAAGCUUAUGACUUAUGGCUUUGUGAUUUUAGUCUUGAUCCUGCUGCACAUGCUGUUGUUUGGGAUCAAUGCUCUCCGCAUAUUCAUUUCCCUGACCCCAUUUGCCAUAUUUAUGGGAUGUAAUCUUCUGGUUCUAGUAGUCCGUCUUCAUGUCCUAAUCAAUAAUCGAAAAUGCCUAAGGCUAUUGAACGAGAUGCAAGAGAUGCUCGAAAAAUUGCAAUUGAUGGCCAAGCAUCCCAAUAUUUUCCGAGUGUCACACUCGCUGCUCUUGCUGUUGACUGUGCAAAAUCUUUUGCGUUCGUUAACUAGGGUCUACGACAUUGAGCUGGAAGAUAAAUCAAAAAUCACUGCAAUCUACCUGUUUAUAACGUCGACAAUCAUGCUCACCUUUCUGCUGCAGAUCACCAUUAAUAUUUGCCUUUUAAUUGUGCUUAUUGCCUGCUACGACGAACUGCGUCAGAGCACAAAAAAGAUAUCCAAAGCGGUGCACACACUGAGGCAGGCACAAGUCCUGGAAGGCGGCCAAUUGUUCCUGCUGGUGGAGCAGUUGUGUGUCCUUACCGAGGACUUGAUUUUACUGCGCCAUCAGGUCCAUCGUCUGAAUGUGAAGAUCAUCAAGCUCUUUCGUUUCCAUUGGCUUUGCACCUUCCUAUACUGGCUGAUGCCCAUUCUCCUGAUCCCGGCCGUUAAUCGAAUGGUCAUGUACAAACACGCCAUCUCCCUUAUGAAUAUAGCCUUCUAUUGCACUAUAUUCGAGAUCUUUGUGUGGAAAUCAAAACUGUCGAAAAGUUUUUGGCACUUUCAUUUGAUCAAUUACCAUGCAGAAUUCGAUAGAACAAUUGAAAGGCUUUUUCAUCAGGAGAUUGUACAACGCAUAAAAGUCUCUAUCUAUGGCAAUAGUUUGGAUAUGAAAUUUCUUUUUAAGAUAUUUUCCAUUUGUGGAAACCUGAAACGACAACAACACCAUCAUAAUUGGAUAUAG